AGAGUAGGAAAUGGCAGCGACUAUUUCGAUCGAGCAAGAACAGUUUUGUUGUUCAGUGUGCCUGGAGGUUUUAAGGGACCCGGUGACGAUCCCCUGUGGCCACAGCUACUGUUUGGACUGUAUCGAAGACUACUGGAACAGGGCCAAGCAGAAAGGCCAGUACAGCUGCCCGCAGUGCAGGCAGGUGUUUAACCCCAGACCUCUGCUCAGUAGAAACACAGUCCUCGGGGAAGUGUUGGAGAAGGUUCAGCGCUCUGGAUUUCAAGCUGCAACUCAAAACUUGGCCAAACCUGAAGAGGUGAAAUGCAGCGUUUGCACUGUGAGAAAAAGCAGAGCUGUUAAAUCCUGCCUUGUGUGCUCCGAGUCUUACUGCACGGCUCACUUGAGAGUCCACGAAGAACACUUUCAUGGGAAGGCCCAUAAACUGAUCCCUGCUGCAGAUCAGCUGCAGGAGAAGUUGUGUCCACAUCAUGAGAAAUCACUGAGGCUGUACUGUCGCACUGACCAGCAGUGUGUGUGUUCCCAGUGUGUGAAAGAGAGACACAAGGGCCAUGACGCAGUCUCAGUGGUCCAGGAGAGAGCAACACAACAGAAAAAACUACAGGAAACCUCUUUGAAGUCUCUGCAGAAAUUGAAGGACACUGAGAAGGAACUCAGAUAUGUGGUCAGAUACAUCAAGCACUCCACAGAAGCAGUCGUGGAGGAGAGUGAGAGGGUUUUUUCCAAGCUGAUCCGCGCCAUCGAGAAACAAAGCAGUGAUGUGAAGGAGGUGAUGAGAGUCCAGGAGAGAGCAGCUGUCAGUCAGGCGGAGGAGCUGCUGGAGAAGGUGCAAAGGGAGAUAGUGGAGCUCAGGAGGGCCGAUGCUGAGCUGGAGAAGAUCGCUCACACUGAGGAUCACGUCCACUUCCUUCAGAAGUGCAAGUCUCUUCACUUUCCUACGAAGAGUGUGGAGAUGCCCAGCACUGACACACUUCAAUAUACGAUGUAUAAAACAUUGAGAGGAGCACUGGCUGAUCUCAAAGACAGUCUGGAUGAAACACUUGAAAGAGAAUUCAGCAGGAUCUCUGAUAAAGUAAUUUCACUGAAGGAAGCCAGCAAUCAAAGUACCUCUGAGAAGACUAAAGACUUUGGGAACCACAAGUAA
Molecule: messenger RNA, 1144 nt
Organism: Plectropomus leopardus (leopard coralgrouper)
Lineage: Eukaryota; Metazoa; Chordata; Actinopteri; Perciformes; Serranidae
Source: RefSeq, a predicted model, not a curated record